AGAGCCGCUGUGGAGGGCGGAGAGCGAGCUCUGGAGGAUAGGGAGUGGGGGAGGGAGGCUCCCGUGGCAGAACGAGUUGUGGGCUACGGCGAGCCCCGCCGCGCCGAGUCCCCGCCGGCGCUAGCGCAGGUGUCCAGGCCUGCGGAAAUCCCUGGUGGUAUCGGCGGCCUCCUCCCUUGGACACUACAGUUGCCAUGGGAACAGUUGGGCAUUAACGGGAACCAGAUCGUCCACGAGACCAACUGGGGCCCAUCCCAUCCAUCUCGCCAGUUAAACGCCUCUGGCGGGCGUGGGCCUGGCAUUUCUUCGUGGCUUAGGAUUUCCCCCCCCCUUUUUCGUGAGCCUUUCCUUCCGACGUUGUAAGAAACUGUGCAGGGCUAGAAGGUGGGGAUGAGGGAAAUGGUGAGAGCAAUACCCAGAGGUAAAAGCUGCAGACUUCGCUAGGCAGAAGGUAAGACACUGUGAUACUAAGGUGGCUUCUGCCAUCUCAGGUCAGUGAGAGGGCAUACUGGGAAGCCCUGUGGAGUGGGAAGACAGUGCCGCUGUUGAGACAAGACCCAGGACUGGGCCGGGGACUGUCCCAAAGGGUUUCUCGUCAUAAUGGCUGUGGAAGGGUCAACCAUUACCAGCCGGAUCAAGAAUCUGUUGAGAUCUCCAUCCAUCAAACUGCGCAGGAGUAAGGCAGGAAACCGACGAGAGGACCUCAGCUCCAAGGUGACCUUGGAGAAGGUGCUGGGAAUUACAGUGUCUGGAGGCAGAGGACUUGCCUGUGACCCCCGAUCAGGUUUAGUUGCUUACCCAGCAGGGUGUGUGGUUGUGUUGUUCAAUCCCCGGAAACACAAACAGCACCACAUCCUCAACAGUUCCAGGAAAACCAUCACUGCCCUUGCCUUCUCCCCUGAUGGCAAGUACUUGGUCACUGGAGAGAGUGGGCACAUGCCUGCCGUGCGGGUUUGGGACGUGGCAGAGCACAGCCAGGUGGCCGAGCUGCAGGAGCACAAGUAUGGUGUGGCUUGUGUGGCCUUCUCUCCUAGCGCCAAGUACAUUGUCUCUGUGGGCUACCAGCAUGACAUGAUCGUCAACGUGUGGGCCUGGAAGAAAAACAUUGUGGUGGCCUCCAACAAGGUGUCCAGUCGGGUGACAGCAGUGUCCUUCUCUGAGGAUUGCAGCUACUUUGUCACUGCAGGCAACCGGCACAUCAAAUUCUGGUAUCUCGAUGACAGCAAGACCUCAAAGGUGAAUGCCACUGUGCCCUUGCUGGGCCGCUCAGGGCUGCUGGGAGAGCUACGGAACAACCUAUUCACUGAUGUGGCCUGUGGCAGAGGAAAGAAGGCGGACAGUACCUUCUGCAUCACGUCCUCAGGGCUGCUGUGCGAGUUCAGUGAUCGAAGGCUUUUGGACAAGUGGGUGGAGCUGAGGACCACAGUGGCCCACUGCAUCUCUGUGAGCCAAGACUACAUCUUCUGUGGCUGUGCUGAUGGCACCGUGCGCCUUUUCAACCCCUCUAACCUGCACUUCCUUAGCACCUUGCCCCGACCCCAUGCUCUGGGGACAGACAUUGCUAGCGUCACCGAGGCCAGUCGCCUCUUCUCUGGAGUGGCGAAUGCCAGGUAUCCAGACACCAUUGCCUUGACCUUUGAUCCUACUAAUCAGUGGCUGUCUUGUGUGUACAACGAUCAUAGCAUUUAUGUUUGGGAUGUGAGGGACCCCAAGAAAGUGGGCAAGGUGUACUCGGCUCUGUAUCAUUCUUCCUGCGUCUGGAGUGUGGAGGUCUACCCCGAGGUGAAGGACAGUAACCAGGCCUGCCUGCCCCCCAGUUCCUUUAUUACCUGCUCCUCAGACAACACCAUCCGCCUGUGGAACACAGAGAGCUCCGGGGUGCAUGGCUCCACCCUCCACCGAAACAUCCUCAGCAGUGACCUCAUUAAAAUCAUCUAUGUGGAUGGGAACACCCAGGCCCUGCUGGACACAGAGCUGCCUGGAGGAGACAAAGCUGAUGCAUCCCUGUUGGAUCCCCGUGUGGGCAUCCGCUCGGUGUGUGUCAGCCCCAAUGGACAGCAUCUAGCAUCAGGGGACCGUAUGGGCACACUUAGGGUGCACGAACUUCAGUCCCUGAGUGAGAUGCUGAAGGUGGAGGCCCAUGACUCUGAGAUUCUGUGCCUGGAGUAUUCUAAGCCAGACACAGGUCUGAAACUGCUAGCAUCGGCGAGCCGGGACCGGCUGAUCCAUGUGCUGGAUGCCGGGCGGGAGUACAGCCUACAGCAGACGCUGGACGAACACUCAUCCUCCAUCACUGCUGUCAAGUUUGCAGCCAGUGAUGGGCAAGUCCGCAUGAUCAGCUGUGGAGCAGACAAGAGCAUCUACUUCCGCACUGCGCAGAAGUCUGGAGAUGGAGUGCAGUUCACACGGACACACCACGUGGUGCGGAAGACGACCCUCUAUGACAUGGAUGUGGAGCCCAGCUGGAAGUACACGGCUAUCGGCUGCCAGGACCGAAAUAUUCGGAUAUUUAACAUCAGCAGUGGAAAGCAGAAGAAGCUGUUUAAAGGGUCACAGGGUGAGGACGGCACACUCAUUAAGGUGCAGACAGACCCCUCAGGGAUCUACAUUGCCACCAGCUGUUCUGACAAGAAUCUCUCCAUUUUUGACUUCUCCUCAGGCGAGUGCGUGGCCACCAUGUUUGGCCACUCAGAGAUUGUCACUGGCAUGAAAUUUAGUAAUGAUUGUAAACAUCUCAUCUCUGUGUCUGGGGACAGCUGCAUAUUUGUGUGGCGCCUGAGCUCUGAGAUGACCAUCAGCAUGAGGCAGCGUCUGGCCGAGUUGCGCCAGCGUCAGCGGGGCGGCAAGCAGCAAGGACCAUCCUCUCCCCAAAGGGCUUCUGGACCCAACCGGCACCAGGCCCCAUCAAUGCUGUCUCCUGGACCGGCUCUCUCAUCAGACAGUGACAAGGAGGGAGAAGAUGAGGGGACUGAAGAAGAACUUCCAGCACUGCCCGUCCUUGCCAAGAGUACCAAGAAGGCACUGGCCUUGGUCUCCAGCCCAGCCUUGCCCCGAAGCCUGUCCCACUGGGAGAUGAGUCGGGCACAGGAGUCCGUGGGGUUCCUGGACCCAGCUCCUGCAGCCAACCCAGGACCCAGAAGAAGAGGGCGCUGGGUUCAGCCAGGUGUGGAACUGAGCGUUAGAUCCAUGCUGGAUCUGCGGCAGCUGGAAACACUGGCCCCAAGCCUGCAGGACCCUAGCCGGGACUCGCUGGCCAUCAUCCCAUCUGGUCCCAGGAAGCAUGGGCAGCAGGCCCUUGAGACUUCACUCACUAGCCAGAAUGAAAAGCCCCCUCGGCCUCAGGCUUCCCAACCUUGUUCCUAUCCCCAUAUUAUCCGAUUAUUGUCACAAGAGGAAGGGGUCUUUGCCCAAGAUCUGGAACCUGCACCCAUUGAAGAUGGUAUUGUCUACCCGGAGCCGAGUGACAACCCCACCAUGGAUACCAGGCAAGGAUCCUGCCCUAGCCAGACCUCGUGCCCCCGUCUUCCCCUCCCUGCAGGAGUCCAGCGGGGCUGCUGCCUACCCCUGCUCACUGCCUUUUCUUCUCCUUGCUGGAAUCCUGACAGUGAGUUCCAAGUGCAGGCUCCAGCCCGGGGAACUCUGGGAAGAGUGUACCCAGGCAGCAGGAGCUCAGAAAAGCACAGCCCUGACAGUGCCUGCUCUGUGGAUUACAGCAGCAGCUGCCUUUCCAGCCCGGAGCACCCCACUGAAGACUCUGAGAGCACGGAGCCCCUCAGUGUGGAUGGCAUCUCCUCAGACCUUGAAGAGCCAGCUGAGGGCGAUGAAGAAGAGGAAGAAGAGGAGGGAGGCAUGGGCCCCUAUGGGCUACAGGAGGGCAGCCCCCAGACUCCAGACCAGGAGCAGUUUCUAAAACAGCACUUUGAGACUCUGGCCAGUGGAGCUGCUCCAGGGGCCCCAGUGCAGGUCCCAGAGAGGUCAGAGUCUCGGAGUAUCUCUUCACGAUUCCUGUUGCAAGUACAGACCCGCCCACUCAGGGAACCAUCCCCGUCCUCCUCAAGCCUGGCACUGAUGUCGAGACCAGCCCAGGUGCCACAGGCAUCUGGUGAGCAGCCGAGAGGCAAUGGUGCCAAUCCCCCUGGAGCACCCCCGGAGGUGGAACCGUCCUCUGGCAACCCCAGCCCCCAGCAGGCAGCCUCUGUGCUGUUGCCACGAUGCCGUCUCAACCCUGACAGCAGCUGGGCUCCCAAGAGAGUGGCCACAGCCAGCCCCUUUUCUGGACUCCAGAAGGCCCAGUCUGUGCACAGUCUGGUGCCACAGGAAAGACAUGAGGCCAGUCUGCAGACCCCUUCACCAGGCGCACUGCUGUCUCGGGAGAUCGAAGCUCAGGAUGGUCUGGGCUCCCUGCCCCCAGCUGAUGGCCGUCCGUCUCGGCCUCACUCCUAUCAGAACCCCACCACCAGUUCCAUGGCCAAGAUAUCUCGCAGUAUCUCUGUUGGGGAGAACCUGGGCCUGGUGGCUGAACCUCGAACUCAUGCCCCCAUCCGAGUCUCACCACUCAGCAAGCUGGCCCUGCCCAGCCGGGCUCACCUGGUCCUGGACAUCCCCAAACCACUGCCUGACCGUCCUACCCUGGCUGCAUUCUCUCCUGUCACCAAAGGCCGGGCCCCUGGCGAGGCAGAAAAGCCUGGCUUCCCGGUGGGCCUAGGAAAAGCUCACAGUACAACUGAGAGAUGGGCCUGUUUGGGGGAGGGCACCACUCCCAAGCCUAGGACAGAGUGCCAGGCUCAUCCUGGGCCCAGCAGCCCCUGUGCCCAGCAACUGCCAGUCAGCAGCCUCUUCCAAGGCCCUGAAAACUUGCAGCCCCCACCCCCUGAGAAGACUCCCAACCCCAUGGGAUGCACCAAGCCAGGGGCAGCCCUGAGCCAGGACUCAGAGCCAGCGGUGAGCCUGGAGCAGUGUGAGCAGCUGGUGGCAGAGCUCCGCGGCAGCGUGCGCCAGGCAGUGCGGCUCUACCACUCGGUGGCUGGCUGCAAGAUGCCCUCAGCAGAGCAAAGUCGGAUUGCCCAGCUCCUCAGAGACACCUUCUCUUCAGUGCGACAGGAGCUGGAAGCUGUGGCUGGGGCAGUGCUGUCCAGCCCAGGCAGCAGCCCUGGGGCUGUGGGAGCCGAGCAGACACAGGCCCUGCUGGAGCAAUACUCAGAACUGUUGCUUCGAGCCGUGGAACGGCGUAUGGAACGCAAACUCUGAGUUCUGGAAGCCUGUCCCAAGUGAAUGAAUGCCCCAGCGAUUCCAAACUGCAGCCCCUCUGCCCCUCACCAAAACCUGCGGGGCUGCUUGGAGUGGAAAGCAGGGAGCAGUGUUCAGAGGCAAAGCAGCCUUCCCAGCCGCUCCUCGUGGGGCCUGUAUUUAUUAAUUUAUUUCCCUGACUGUUGCCUCACUUCCUUGGAACUCCUGCCUCCACAGCCCCUCCAGUGGCAGGGACAGGUCUUGGGUCUUUGUCAUCUUGGUGCUGUGAGAGGUAGGAGGGCAGCCUGCCCCAUCUAGGAAUCUGGGAAGGGCUGGCCCUCUCUUAGAAGCCAUUUGAAAUUACUGCAGGGAUUAGCUCCCUGUGGUGGAGCAUACACAGGGUACUCUGGGGUCGAGGUGAGAGGUGAUGUGGUAUUCAGUGCCCGUCAGCCAACUGUGGGCCUUCACCUCUACCUGCACUUCCCCUCUCACACCAGCUGCACUCCCCUGGCUGCCAAAGCAAGGUGGUUUUCCCCAAUACCUGGCAGCUCAGAAAGGCAGAGCCAUCUGGCCCUCCAGGGUGUCCCCAGCCAUCAGGAGACUUGAGUUGGUAUUUGGACCUGAGCCCGCACAUUCCACUCCCAUUCUCCCUCCAAGAGGGGCUCAGCAUUGUAUUUCCCUGUGACCCCUUACUCUCCUGGCCAGAACUUGAGCCAGCUGGGGGACGUUGCUGCAGGACAGUAAGCCCUCACCUGGGCAAACAUGAAGCUCUGGCCUCCUUUCCUCAGCCCCUUGUUCUUCCCUGUCCUCCACCCUGGACCCCAGCCGGCUGCUGGAGCCCAGAGGCCACCUUCUCCCUGCAUCCUGAAUGAUGCUUAGUCAGAAGCCUGUGUUGGAACAUCCCUCGUUUACAGGGCGCUGGCCUACCUCCUGAGGACCUCGGCCACAGAUGAGAUCACACGCAUGCACGUGCACACAUGUACACACACACACCUACCUGCACAGCACGCCGUUGAGUGUUGGUUGCUAGAGUAUCCGGCUGGCUGCUGUGUGCCUGGUUUCCUCACAUCCUGCCUCAGCUUCACCACCCUGGCUUAUGUGGAACACCUAUCAGGGAGCAGAAAAGGGGUGCAGUACACUAAGUGAACCCAGAUUCUGGAUUCUUGGUGUUCACAGCCUAGCUGAUACGAGAUGGCCCAUAGGACACCUGGUUUAGGUAGAAGGAGCCUCCUCAAAGGCAGUGCUGGGCACCCACGGGUGUGCUGGAUACUGGAGUUUGAGAGGAGGGAGGUGCUGGGGCCAAAGGAGACACUAGAAAAGUGGUAGAUGGGACAGGUAAGUGGCAGAGGUGAGGGGAUAAGUUAGAAUGUAAAAGGGCAGUAAUUAGGGGUGAGGGAAAGGAGAUAGGGGACCCUAGGAGGUAGAGUGGGCCCAUGUCGUGAGGCAGUUGAAGAGUUGAGGAAAGGUUUUUCUGGGCCCUACUGCUCCCCUCUGCUGCAGGUAAGUCAGAGCAGCUUUACCACAGCUUCAGGCCACGAGAGCCCCUUCACCCGCCCUGCUGCGCCGUAGGCAGAGGCUUAUAAAGAAAUGGGUUCCGGGCCAGGUGUGGUGGCUCAAGCCUGUAAUCCCAGCACUUUGGGAGGCCGAGGCGGGUGGAUCACGAGGUCAGGUGAUCGAGAUCAGCCUGGCCAACAUGGUGAAACCCUGUCUCUACUAAAAAUAAAAAAAUUAGCUGGGCGUGGUGGUGGGCGCCUGUAAUCCCAGCUACUCGGGAGGUUUAGGCAGGAGAAUCGCUUGAACCUUGGAGGUGGAGGUGGAGGUUGCAGUGAGCCGAGAUCGCGCCAUUGCACUCCAACCUAGGUGACAAAGCUACACGCCAUCUCAAAAAAAAAAAAAAAAAGAAAUAGGGUUACAAAAGGAUCCCAGCUCCGGGGCAUCAGCCUGAGUGCGCUUGAGCUGCUCCAAACCUGGCCCUUCCCGACUCCUCUAGCAUCGCCACCCGCAUGGCCCUGGAACUCCCACGGCGGCGGGGGCGGGCCCGUGCCUGCUGUGCCCCGACUUCCCACACCAGCCGCGCCCACCGCAGGUGGGACUCAGGUUCGCCCUCUGGGCCAGGUCCUUCACGAGGAGGGAGCUACCCUUCGCCAGAAGUUUGUGAGAAUGUGGCCGCCCUUUUCCUGCCCUCUGCCCCAUGUGGGUGGGGGGGCCUCGUGGCCCGGCCGGCGCCCCGUCCCCUUCUGCAUGUCUGAGGCCACCGGCAACCGCCGCCCCACUCCAGAUUUGCCCCCGCCCUGUUUUGAAAGCCCCUUAUUUAUAACUUUUAUACUUUGUGCAGGUCGCGGCGCUUCCCGCCUCAUCCUCGGCUGCAUGGGGCGGGGGGGCUGUUUUUAACGUGCCCGUUUGUACUGAUGUAUGAACUUGUCAAUAAACACAAUUGUUUGUUAA
Pan troglodytes (chimpanzee) is the source of this 7671-nucleotide messenger RNA. RefSeq names its product mitogen-activated protein kinase binding protein 1 (gene MAPKBP1). Lineage: Eukaryota; Metazoa; Chordata; Mammalia; Primates; Hominidae. Gene Ontology annotation, cellular component: cytoplasm. Gene Ontology annotation, molecular function: protein binding. The transcript is spliced from 30 exons. The record is from RefSeq and is a predicted model, not a curated record. Bases 601 to 5247 code for a protein of 1548 amino acids. Gene Ontology annotation, biological process: negative regulation of canonical NF-kappaB signal transduction; positive regulation of JNK cascade.